Messenger RNA from Phalacrocorax carbo (great cormorant), 6805 nucleotides. NCBI's taxonomy places the organism in Eukaryota, Metazoa, Chordata, Aves, Suliformes, Phalacrocoracidae. The record is from RefSeq and is a predicted model, not a curated record.
GGCCAGGAGGGAGGGAGGGCAAGUGGGAGCCCUCUGCACUUUCACUGCAGUAGGCAAACAAGAGCCUGUGUAUUUUGCUCCCAUCAUUCCCUUUCUGACCAAUCUUUUCAGUUACUAAUUAAUGUUGACGCAGCUCUUUCAGCAGCUCCUGAUAACUCUGGGGUGUUUAUUUAAUCAGGGGCAAGGAGCAAACACACACAAGACUACAGAGGUACUGUCUCCAGCUGCCUCCACUGCCGCAGCACUCCUGGGGUGGGAGCUCUGUCGGGUCUGUCCCAGCCCUGGGGCAGGGGUGGCACGGCUCUGGGCCUUAAUAGGUGAUGGAAGAUUUGGGGGGAGAAGUAACAGAGCAGGGUGCCUGCUUCUCCAGGGGCCUCGCUCCUGCCAGCUCAGACACAGGCAGUUCCCAGCCUCAGCUGCUCCCACCCUUGCAGGAAAGAGCUUUGAUUUGGUGUUGAGAAAGGCAUUCCCACCUGGAAAGCCCUGGUGAGCCACGGGCAGCCACCAGCCAUGGGCUGUUGGGGCAGGACUUCUCCUGCAGCCCUGUCACCCCUCUCCUUGCCCCCGGCCUCAGCUAUGUUGGGGCUGGCAUUGUCCCUGGGUGCAAGCACCAGCCCAGUGUUGCCCUAAAGCUUCAUCCCAUCCCUGUUGAAUCAGCCCUGGGAGACCAGCGCCCUGAGAGGGCACAGGCUUAUGGGGAGGCUGGGGGGAGAAAGGCUGGGCAGCAUCUGAGCUGCUUUCGCUGAUCGGCUGAGACAAAGCUCCCUCCUGCUGCUCCAGGCUUCCAACCACCAGCAACCACAGACCCACCAAGGCUCGGCGAGCUCUCCCCUGGCUGCUGUGCUCGAAGCAUGGCAUGAGGAGACUCCAGGAGAGAGGCUCAUUUGGGUAACGGGGCCCUGGGCAGCCCUUGCAGCCGAGGGCUGAGCAGAGCCAGCAAGGAGAGCUCAGGCAAUGGGGCUGAUCCCCCAGGGCAAGGCUGGGAAUCCCUGCUGUUCCCAGAGCCCAGGCUGCUGGUGCUGGAAACCCCUCUCAAAAAAGCAAAGCAACACUAAAACCAAAGCAAAGCUCAGCUCAGCUCUCUGGGCUUGUCAGGACAAGCCUAAGGGAAUGGUUUGAAUUCUGCCCCCCCCCGCAGGCAGCAGCCUCCUCCGAGGUGGCAAACCCCUCUGCUGCGCUGCGUUGCAACAGCGCGUAUCAUUACCCCUGCUUAAUAAUAAUUUAUCAGGAAAAUCCUUACUGGUUCUGUGCUGAGCCUCUCCCGCAGUACUGUGCCGCUCAGGUCGCCUUGUUUACUGUCCUUUGCUGGGAGCUAAUGUCCCUUUCCUCCGUCUGUCCCUGCGUAGUGGAUUCAGAGAGGAUUAAAAGCGACUCUGUCGCAUCAAAACAUCAACUUGAAUUUAAGUCUCAGUCUGAGCUGGCAACAACCUGGUUUUGGAGCCAAGGAUUUAAGCUGCUCCUCCCAACACGGGCGAGAAGUGCCCAAAGCAUUUCUGCCCUGAGCACGUCUGGCCUGGAAAAAAAGAAAAUAAAAGGGGCCCAGGCUGCCUCUGGUCUUUCUUUUAUCAUGCAAAUCCUGAGCCCACCCGGAAGAGCUGCUCUGAAUUUCCACCCGGCAAAGGGAGCUAUUUACCACCCUGCACUGAUACAAGCAGGUUCCAAACACAGUGCCAGGAUGGCCACAACCUCCCCGUGACCAAGGCCACGGCCACUGUGGUGCCUGGCCCUUUACUUCCACGCCGUGUCCCCUUCACCGGUCGCAGAGGGUCCCAGAGAGACCCCUCUGCAAAAGCAGCGUGGGGGUCCCUGCCCGCCAUGGAGGUGGCCACGGGCUCUGCAGCAGCUUGGGCAAGGGAGGAACACGGACCAUGGGGGCAGCAGGACAAGCCCCACCUCAGGCUGGGGAAGGAGGGGUCUAGGGGGAUGCCAGAGCAUCUGCAGCGAGGAGGGGGAUGCUGCUGCCCAGAGAUGAGCCCCUCCUUACAGAGGCGGCGCCUGCGCGGGGUGACAUCAGCCCCUGAGGACCUGAGAUGCUUGAGCCUGGCUUUGGGAAGGCGGCUCCUGUCACGGUUUCCAGCCCUGCAUCCCGGCAGGGCAAGGAGGGGAGAAGGAGCCGGCAGGCCAGCCCUGCAGCUGGACCCCGGGCCAGCUCCGUCCCCCCUCCUGUGCCCCCCCUCCGGCCACCUCGGGUCCCCCCAGGGAGCGCGGUGGCCCUGCCCGGGUUCUCCCGGGGGGCAGGUGACCGAGGAUGCUGUGCUAGGAGAUGCUGAUGGUGCUCAUCCUGCUCGUCUCCCUCUAUAAACUGUGCCGGUUCUUCGCCAUGUCGGGUGCGGAGAGGUUGGUGGUACCCGAGUGCGUGAGCCAGGCGGGCAGCUGGGCCGGCGGGAGCAGCUCCAGGGACCACCGCGAGGUUUCUCCCGGGGUGAACACCGAUGUGCGGGCAGCCCUGGACCGGAUCCUGCCCGCCCUGCACCGGGCCAUCGCCGCUGCCAAGCAGGCAGCCAGCCCUGUGGAGCUGCGGAGGGCCAUCGCUGAGGUCUUCCAGCUGGUGGAGGAAGCCUGGGGGAUGCCCACGCUGGGGAGGGACGUGGCCAAAGUGCUGUGCGAUGUGAUCCGCCUGGAGGGAGGCCUGGACCUGCUGCUGAACCUGCUGUACACGGCAGAGCUGGAGACCAAGUGCCAGGCAGGAAAACUCCUGGAGCAGAUCCUGGUGGCAGAAAACAGGGAUCGGAUCGCUCGGAUCGGUCUGGGAGUGAUUCUGAACUUAGCCAAGAAGCGAGAUGUUCCCCAGCUGGCGCAGAGUGUCUCCGGUAUCCUGGAGCACAUGUUCAAACACACCGAGGAGACUUGUUUCCAGCUCAUCUCUGAUGGAGGCCUGGAUGCUAUCCUCUACUGGUGCCGCUGGACGGACCCCAUCGUGCUGCGGCACUGUGCCAUGGCCUUGGCCAACUGCGCCAUGUACGGAGGGCAGGCCAACCAGCGCCUGAUGAUCGAGAAGAGGACAGCGGAGUGGCUUUUCCCACUGGUGUUCUCAAAAGACGAUGAACUAAUCCGCCUGCACGCGUGCCUGGCCAUCACGGUGCUGGCCACCAACAAAGAAAUCGAGAAGGAGGUGGAGCGCUCGGGGACGCUGGCUCUGGUGGAGCCGUUCAUCGCCUCGCUGGAUCCGGAGCAGUUUGCCUGUGAGAUGUUGGGCAGCAGUGACAACAGCCAGGGCAGGACGGCGGACGACCUGCAGCGGCUGGUACCCUUGCUGGACAGCUCGCGGAUGGAAGCACAGUGCAUCGCUGCCUUCUACCUCUGCACAGAGGCUGCCAUCAAAACCAGGCAGAAGAAAACAAAGAUUUUCGGUGAGAUUGGGGCUACGCAGAGCCUGAAGAGGGUAGUGUGCUACUCCACCAGCAGCACUACCUCCUCCCUAGCCAAAAAGGUGCUGCGCAUGAUAGGGGAGGAGGUUCCUCGGCGCAUCCUGCCCACGGUUCCCAACUGGAAGCCCUGUGAGGUGCAGACAUGGCUGCAGCAGAUCGGAUUCAACAAAUACUGCCAGAGCUUCCUGGAUCACCAGGUGGAUGGGGACAUUCUCCUGAGGCUGACGGAGGAGGAGCUGCAGGAGGAUUUGGGGAUGGACUCCAGCAUCACUCGGAAAAGGUUUUUCCGAGAGCUGACAGAGCUGAAGACCUUUGCAAACUAUUCCACCUGCGACCGCAGCAACCUGGCCGACUGGCUGGGCGGCAUCGACCCCAAGUUUCGUCAGUACACCUACAACCUGCUGACGUGCGGCAUCAACCGCAACUUCUUGCACCGCGUGACGGAGCAGCAGCUGCAGGAGGACUGCCGCAUCAGCACGGGCUUCCACCGCGUCCGCAUCCUCACUGCUGCAAGGGAAAUGCUUCACUCCCCUAUAACGCUGCAAACUGCGUCUGAUGGGACCGAUGUAUUUAUCAGCUACCGGAGGAGCACCGGGUCACAGCUGGCCAGCCUGCUGAAGGUCCACCUGCAGCUGCACGGCUUCAGCGUGUUCAUCGACGUGGAGAAGUUGGAGGCAGGGAAGUUUGAGGACAAGCUGAUCCAGAGCGUCAUGAGUGCCCGCAAUUUUGUGCUGGUCCUCUCACCAAACGCGCUGGAUAAAUGCAUGGGAGACCCUGAGUGCAAGGACUGGGUGCACAAGGAGAUUGUGACAGCCCUGAACUCUGGAAAGAACAUUGUACCUGUUACAGACCAUUUUGAGUGGCCAGACCCAGAAACACUUCCCAAGGACAUGAGGGCUGUCCUGAAAUUUAAUGGUAUCAAGUGGUCCCACGAGUACCAGGAAGCCACAAUCGAUAAAAUCAUCCGCUUUCUCCAGGGCCGUUCCUCCCGGGACUCCUCGGCUGGGUCGGAGAAUGGCCUGGACUGCUUGCCCUCCCUGGGGCAGAUCUAGAACCAGCACAGCUGCCUCAUCCCUUCCAGAGACUUCCCAGGGGACCCCUUUUUAUGUGGGGCCAAAUUUCUCCCUCUAGAUUUUUCCCCAUCUUAGUACCUUGGCUUGAGACAAGUCCGUGGCCCAUUAGCCCCCCUCCACCCUCCAAAUGCAAGCCCCUGGCGCUAAAAGGCCAGUGCUUACUUACACGGUGCCUGGUGAGCCAAGCCAGGGUGGACCCUGGGGUGGACAAUCUGUCUUCCGCAUCCUCCCUUGGCGGGGCAGGACGUGCCGGCUACGCCUCCCACGCUGCAGGGUGUGCGAGGGAGAACCGCACGGGCCAGACCCCCGCCGAUGGCUGCAGCUUCCCCCAGAAGCGUGUCUGGAGAGGAGGGAUCUUCCGAGGCCCGAAAGCUGGGGAACUGGUGAGGGUUACAUUGCAAGAGGACACGUGAGAGAGAAGAGCACUUGAGAGGGAACGGUCCGUAAGCAUCGUAUGGCCUCUGCUGGGUGCCGCGGGAAUAUCCUUGCAGUCAGAAGCUGACAGCAGGAAAGGGCAAAUAAAAGCUAAGCCCUAAUGAAAUCCCCGUGUUUGGGAAAGAUAACACACAGAGGCCUUCUAAACUGCCCAGCAGCAGCUUUCCCUUUCCAGCAAUGUCCCUUUAUCACAUGAGCUCCCUCCCUCCUCGAGGGCCUUUCACCUCCUUAAUGCUGCAAACGCUCCUUGUGGUCUCAACUCUGGCGAUAGAAGUUUGGGGUUAGAUCACGUGAAGUUUCCGCAGGGUCUUUGCAAGAAGUGCUUUUAAAUCAACUCCCUUCCGUCCACCUGAUGUCUCAGCUUUACCGCUUUAUCAGGUCUGUACUGGGCACGGGAGGCCGGAUUGUGACUCUGGAAAACAUAUAGCCAUGCACAUACCGAAGCUGUUAAUUGCUGCACUGUACUGGUGGAGUUGUUAUACACUGGCUGUACUUUAUUCUGCUGGUGGUGCCCCACAGCAGCUCUCCCGUGGUCUGCUCCUUCAAAGAGGAGCUGGCGGACUCUCUCUGCUGACUGCCACUCACCCCCGAGAGCCCUGCCUCAGCUCCGGGCUGUCCCUGCUCCCUGCUGGAUGCAAUACCACGCAGCAUUUGUUUCUUUCUACUGAUGUCUUCUCAACGCCCACCGGGCCUUUUUGUAGCUACUCACCUUGAAAUGUCAGGAAAGAGCAAAGGUGAUGCAAAGGUGAUGCAAAGGGCAGGCGGAGGCUGCUAGGCGUGAGCACCGGCUGGGAGCAGGACUGGCAGCACGGGCACGCUGACACACCUCCCCUAAAUUCUGCACUCCCACCUGCCUGGGGCGUGAGCAGGCUCUUAACGAUGUGCCGUUUUGCAACUGGGACCAGAAAUUGCAACUCCUACCCGAGCUUGUCUGUUUUGAUGCAGAGCAAAGUGAAUAAUGCAAAAAGACAUCCUUGUUCAGAGCACAGGCAGAGGGAAGAGCAAGCCGUGCCCAGGGAACACCAGCCUGCCCUGACGCUCUGGCUCCAGGCUGAUGCACCACCCUGCAGAAGCAGCAAGCUCCUUUGCCUGUCCCUGCCCGGGAUAACCCAGCCCCUUCAGGAGGUAAUGAGUCUCAGUCCCCUCGUCGUUAUCCUGGCUCUCCCCAAAGCCUCACUGCCUGCCUUAACUGGCAGGAACACAAACACAUUUCCUUUUGGCUUAGAUCCAUGAACAUGUGAGGGGGAAAAAAAAAAGAAAGUUAAAUUCUGGUGCUUAAUCACAGCUUUAUGGAUAGUUCUUAUCAGCUCACAGUUAAUGGCAUCUUUGCUUGCCUGUGAAAGGUUAAUAGCUACAUCUGCCCAGCAUUCAUCAAAUUGAAUCUAUCUAAUCUCCGGGUUAAAUAGGAGGAAGCCAGCAGUGAGCCCAAAGGUGAAUCUGCCAAAUGAUAAAAACCACUUUUGAGCUGCUUCAGGGAAAAAUCUUGUGUAACUGAUUGAAUGUCAAGGCCUCCAUGGCCACUGGAGGAGUCCCACACAAACAGUCAUAAGGACUUUUCUCCCUCUGAUAAUACACAGUAGGAUUAUUGCAUCUUGUUUCCCAGGAGCUCUCUAACAAUUAACCUCCUCACCCAGCAUUCAGUGUAGAGAUUUACUUGUUCUCUACAGCUCACCUGCAGUGAGAUCCCAUCUCAUGCUCCAGCUGCCUAGCCUGUGACUCUUCCUGUUUCCCCAUCAUUCAGCUAUCUUCACCUCAAUGAACUCGCCCUGCUCUUGACAAAACAUCCCAUGCCCAGCCCCUUCCAGCCUGAGUCUCAAGGAAAUGAAUCCCUCUGUUCCCACCCUUCCCUAUUCCUUUGCUAUGUCAUGUCAGAAGGUGUUUAAAGUUGUUCUAUCAGACGUUAUUAAUAAACCUGGUUUAUACGCUAAA